Molecule: messenger RNA, 3015 nt
Organism: Symbiodinium sp. CCMP2456
Lineage: Eukaryota; Dinophyceae; Suessiales; Symbiodiniaceae
Source: the annotation of a GenBank genome assembly
AUGGAGCUGCGCACGGGGCGUCCUCCGGGGGCUCAGGUUCUACUGCCACGGAGGGAGCCACCACCGACGAAGCUGCCAGGGUGGACCGCAGGUGGCAGCAGCAGUUCGAGCGGAAGCAAGCUGCGAAGCAGAUUUCAUCAAGGUGUAACUGCGCCGGCUGUGCUUUGCACUCUCCGAUUCUGCCGUCGGUCUUGCCGGCAACGGUGGGGAGGUCGCACAGUGGCCUACAACUUUCCUCCCGGCUUGGAGCUCGAUACCUCCAUCGACAUUCCUGACCGGCCGGAGAAGCGGAUGGUGAAGGAGCUCAGCCGCUAUGAGGACCCAGAUGACCCCGUUCGACCGCAAGCUCCACCGAGAGAUCGCAAGGGCCUCUGGGCACCUCCAGGACCUCAGGCGAUUGCGGCGCCGGAGGUCCUCGUGGUAGGCCUAGGCAGGCGGCUCCGUGCUGACGAGGAGGAUGGUCCUCGGGCUCGCUUGGGUGCGGGAGCCGUAGAGGCCCUGCAGCGGCGUUACCAGGUUCGGACGCACUUCGAUGCCGAUGUGCAGGGGUACAUGGCCACUUGCCGUGCCAGUCUGGACAAGUCGGGUCGCGCGGGGGUGCAGAAGAUUCACUUAAUGCAGCCAUUGGUUGCGCAUGACACCGAUGUCGCACAUGCUCUGGAAAAGAUCACCAGCAGGCCACGUAUGGAUCAGGCCAUGGUCCUUUUCGUGCUCAGCGACCCGCGGCUCCCCUUCGGUCAGCUGCGGAUGCGUAGUGCUUUCGACAGCACAAACCCCUGGCUGAGAUCCGCCUACGCUGCAUUAGGCCCCGGCAACCGAGUGACGUGUCUUUACGUCGGUGCCGGAUCGAGCAUGCGGUCACAGGCGCUCUUGGCUGCGGAAGAGGAGGCAUUGCCAACGGUGCUUUGCAAUGCGGCCACCGCCAUCGAGGUUUGGCUAAGUGAAGCAGACCUUGGUUUGGUCAUGCGCUUCGUGAACCGGCCCGAGGUCUACGAGAUGCCACCCGGAUGGCCCUAUACGCAUCAGGUGUUAAAGGAUGGCCCGAAGAAGGCCUUGAAGCCGGCAGAUGAGGAGGCCACGGAGGUGGAACACACAAAUGGUACCAGCAGCGACGAAGGUGCGGCACUUGUGCCACAGUCCUUGAUUGGUGCCAGCCCGGGCGAGUAUGUCUUGUUUGACUUGAACCGGGACAAUGUCGCCGACAUUCCAGAUGUCACGGUGGAGCUUUUGUCGCCUGCGUCCGCCUUGGCUGCAUUGCAAGAACGGCCGCCGCAGAGUGAGGCCAUCAUCGUCGCUGGACGCAGGUAUGCAUCCUUCAUGACCCUCAAGAAUGCGCUUGUGGAGAUCGUGCUGGAGCAGGAGCCCGGGAUGCAUCUUCGCUUCGAGGAUGAUGAGGACGCCAUCAAGACUCUGCUGAGCUACCAUCCCGAUGCAGACAGGCUGCUGGAAGAUCUGGUGGCAAUCAAGGUGGAUUGCUCCCCGGUGGAUGAUGAUACCAGGUGCCUUUGGGUGAUAAAAUUCGACGGGUACGAGGAGGAUGUCAGCCUCCGGGAGUGUCUCGAAGGCCUGGAGCGGGCCCUUAGCCUCGGCGCCGAGGAGGGAGGCCACGCGGCAGUAGGCGUUGGCAUGGCUGCGGCGUUCGAUUUUGGAAGGAUCCCCAAAGCGCUUCGUGCCACGAUUGGGGCCUGCCCGCCGGCGAGAAGAUUUCAGGACCAAGGAACCUUCGUCAUCUUCAUGAGUGAUACGAUGAGCUAUCGCUACGUGCCGCUAAACGACUCGAGCCUCGCUCCUCUCGGCCAGCACAUACGUGAGUUGCCGCCCGGCUGGGAGGUCCGCGGCGGGACGCCGCCACAGUUGGCGCCCAAAGGCUACCGCCUCGGCCGUGCCUACGCGACUCUCGAGGAUGCGUGGGCUGCGCACCUGGAGCAGCAGUUUCACAAAGCGCAACAGGGCACGAGACCCAGCAGGCCGGAGGCUUCACCGACACAGCUCAAAGGCAGCCCUGCUUCCUCUCCACCGCCGGUGGGCAUCGUGAAGCCAACGAGCAACGGCGUUUCCUUCCAGGUGCAGCCGGAGUUGAUGACAGUUGAUGUCACCUUGCUGGAUCGGGAGGCCCUGAUCGCCAGGCUGCGAGAGGCUGAAGCGCGCAAUGAGGAGUUGCAGCGUCACGUUUUUCAGCUUCGGGAGGAACGAGAUGAUCGGCAGCGGCGCCUGGACGAGGCUCUUUUCGAGAACGCCAGGCUGCAUGGCCUGAAUCACCGAAGCGUGUCGCAGUCCUCGCUUCCGACGUCCCCAUCACAGCGCAUGCUCGUGACUUCCCCCCAGCCGCUGCAGCCUAGCAAUAGCUCCGGCUUCAUCAAGAGUGAAGCAUCAGCAUUGCCGCCAGUGCCAAAUUCCUGGCAACCACCGACAUCUGCGCGGGAGACUCCUGGCAGGUCCACCCUCUCGCCUGUUUCAGCGGAUGCAGAUGGCGAAGAAGGCGACAUGUUUCCUGGUCCAGACUUCAACUGCAACAACUUCCGGUCUACCCAGCCUUUGGCCAGCAUGGCCUCAGUGCCAGCUGCGGCCCCCCCGCCGGCAAGGAUAUCGGAGAAGCCAGUGGAGAUCGUUGUUUCUGUUCCGCGUGCGCCUGUGGACGAAUUGGAGGUGCCAGCACCCAUCCUGGCCGGACCGCACCCCUGCCGAUCUUUGCAAAGCCUCCAGAAGAACACCCACGUGCCGUUGGUGCUCCCGCACCAGGUGACACGAUUACCUUCGGCCCCAGCACCCCAGUCGCAGGCCUUUGCUGCCGGGCCUGUGCAGGUGGCAUGUGGAAAUGGGUACGCUCACCAUCAUUUCGCCGCUCGAGGGCUUCUGCCAUCUGGGCUGCUGCCAUCGGCUCCGGCCUCUCUCGCGGCCCCUGCCGGCAACCGCGUGGUCGCGCCGCGCCCCAUCCAGGUAGCACAGGCACCGGCACAGGCCCCGCCGGCUGUCGUGAUGCAGCAGGCGUGCGUCUCCGUCUCGGGCUACCGCUGA